AUGGCGGGGCAGCGAGAUUCGGACGAGAGCACCAGCUUCCCAGUCACCGUCGCCAUCCUAUCAUGCAUCUACAAUGCCCUCGUCGGCAUUUCGUGCGCCUACAUGCCCGAUGAUCCGCUCUACAUCGGUCUCAGCAUAUCCUUGUACGCAUGGGCAGGAACCCUUCUGAGCGCACUGGGAUUGGCCGGCAUCGUCACCAAACGACCAACACUCAUCACCUCCUUUGCCCACUUCCUCCUCAUCGACACCUUCGUCUCCGCUGUCUGCCGUAUCCUCGUCCUCCAAUUCUUCGUCGAAGCCUUCCACGACCACAACAUCUGCAGCGAUGGCUUCGAACCGACCUGGAGUCCCCAGAACUUCCGACACGAUAUCGUAACGAGCGUGCGCUGGCAGCAAGAGAACCUGUGGCAUUUCAAUCACAAGAGGAGGUGUCGCGUUGCGCUGGGCGCAGUGCAGAUGGUCCUGGUGGCUAUAUUGAUAUGUCUGACCGUCGCCCAGGGGAUGCUGGCGGUGAGGAUGAGGCGCUUUGCGAAGGACAUGGAGCGUCCCAGAGCGGUUGCCCCGACACCACAGCGGAGUCCGCAGCCUCAGAUGGAUCGCGAGAAGGCUCGCUUUGUUGAUGAUGUAUAG
Messenger RNA from Zasmidium cellare ATCC 36951, 630 nucleotides. RefSeq lists its product as uncharacterized. The record is from RefSeq and is a predicted model, not a curated record. The transcript has 3 exons. Bases 1 to 630 code for a protein of 209 amino acids. Lineage: Eukaryota; Fungi; Ascomycota; Dothideomycetes; Mycosphaerellales; Mycosphaerellaceae.